UAGGCGGAGUCUGGCAGUUGGUUGGUGGAUGAAAUAGGAGCGCGAGAAGUUUGUUUGACCGGCGGUGUGCUCGGUAUGGGCUAGUUGAAGGUAGAGUGUAACGUUAUCUCCCCGGUAACAGCUGUAGUUGGGCAGGUCAUACGUUGCUUGCUCGUUAUCUGUUAGCGGCACAGCGGGGUUGGAAAGCUUGUUUUCGUCGGUAUUCACGGGAGUGGGAUGCAUUGGCUAUAAUCAACGUUUUGGGAGUAAAUUUACUUGUAUAUGGACGUAGAGGAGUCUGGCUCACGGUCAACGAUGCAGGCAACAGAACCGGUGCCUGGUGGUAGGUGUCUGAAUGCCGAGCUGUUGGAGUUUCUCUUUCCUCCUCUUCAUCUUGCGGCAGCUGCUGUCUGGCACACAGUGCAGAAACGACAGACCCAUCACUACAGCAAAGCUGUGGAAUUUGUUGAGGCUAUUAAUGAUUCUGCACCAGAUCUAGUUUCCUUUCGGCACUAUGCCAAAUUGAGCAUGGGACUAAAAGCAAAGGUCCUUCUGGAUAUGUUUGUCACUGAUGCACCUCAUGAAAAGAUUUUUCAAACUUUGGAUCUAUAUUUUCCGGACUCUGCACCAAGGCAUCCACUGGCAACUAAGAGAGAUGUAGCUAAAAUUGGAGAGGCUCAGAAGGCAUUUCGGGAAUUGGUGGAACAGCUAAUAAAGGAUAAACAUUACAGAGAGCAGUAUCUUAAGGAGGAGAUGGAUGAAGAAUAUGGUGAAACCUUUUUGGCAGCAUUACAGAAAUUGCUUUGGGAAUACAUAGUUCGACUGGACAGCACUUUGCCAAAACUGCCAGUUUCUGAGCUACUAGAGACAGCAUCUUCUAUUGAACCUUCAUCUCCUGAAUCCUCAAAACUAAUGUCUCAUCUCUUAGUGCAGCCACUUGCACAGAGUUUGCCAAAGUUGUUCCAGUAUUUCCGAGAGUUGGGUCAUUUAAAGACCCCAGAUGUAGCAGAGAAUGUAAGAAAUGACCAGGGAGAAGAUUUUCAUAUUUUUCCAGCCAGCAGAAGACAAGGUAAUUCAUCAGAUGCAGAUUCCGAGCAAUCAGACGAUGGUGGCCUUGAACAUGCAUGUUUGUCUAGUAAUAUUCCCAAAGAUGGUACUGAUGAGUCGACUGGCAAAUUAAGUGACUUGCAAAAAGAGCUUCAGGUCCGGUCCCUGAUGUCUCAGCAGAUUGACAAAGCACUCGGGUCUGAUUCUGAAAGUGGCUUCCAAUUUGAUCUAGAGAAAACACCUAAAAAGAGAAGAGCAGUCCAGGUGUCCAGUUCUGGUAGUCUACUAGAAGUGGCGGGGUGUAGUGUCGGCAGCGAGUUGGCAGAGCGGUCAGCAGAAAACUCCUUUACUUGCACACCUCAGUCUUGCAGCAAGCUGUCUAAUUUACAGUCCUGUAGUCCAGCCCUUAGCAUUACAAAAGGAUGGGACCAUUCUGAGUUCCGCACACCUGUUCCCACAGGAAAGCAAAUAUUCUCAAAAGAGAUAGUAGCACGGGUACUGCUGAAAAGGUCUGAUGGGAAGACUAUAUCACCGGAAAACCCUCCAAGUUGUAGGAAAACCCUUGAGGAAGGAAAUGCUCUGAAGCUAGUUAGAAAAGAGUUGAUCGAGACUUGCUUGAAGUACCAGCCCAUGGUUCUUUUACAUCGUCUCCAUACAGUGAACUUGAAAUCUCUUAAUGUUGAGUUGUCAAAGAACAGGACUACUGACCUGUCCUGUAAGAAGGUGCCCAGGUCUGUCUGCACAUCUGUUUCCACUUCAGAAUCUUCCUCCGACAGUGAACCUACUAGAAAAGACUGCAUGUCCCAGAACACACAGAGUGUCAAUAGUGAUUUGCAGACUAGCUCCCCUGAGUUCAAAAUUCAAGGAAGGCGACUGGGUAGUUUUCCAUGUCGUGGAAUGAGAUUCCCACAGAUGCAGAAGCAGCAGUGUAAACCACAGCAGCUCUUAAAACGAUUCAUGCAGCUGCAAGAAGAGCUUAAAGAACAGAGUUCAAGUAUCAAUGCAGCUGUGUUGCCAUUUGGGAAUAUAAAUGACAACAUGAGCAACUUUCUGACACGCGAACUCUCAGAAAUAGUGAGCCUGCAGACGUCUCCCUCCAAACAAGGUUCUGAUCCCCUGGGUCCGACAGAGUGUCUCUUUCAGACCAGCAUCAUACCAGAGAGCUCUGAUAUCAUUCUGGACUCUGAAGAUGAGGAAGAGCAGCUGCAUUCCCUGAACAAAUGGGUGACCCUGAAACACUACCAGAGAACAAAAUUCAAUACCUUCAUUCCUACACUGACGGAGCACAUGAAGCCUGAGGGUGUCCGACCAUGUUAUAUUCCACUCUACAAGGGACAUAUCCCCACACUGAUGAAGCUUCUGAAACCGAGGGAAUGGAAAUUGUACUGUUUGAAGUCACGCUGCUUAAAACGACGAUGCUGUGUCCUGCUCCACAGAAUUCAGGUGAAGUCCUAAACCUAAUACUCUACAUUCGGCAUUCAGUGCUGCCCUUUAUCUUUGAAAAAAUCUGGUGUGUAGAAAAAUCAUAACCGAUACCACCAGAGCCACAAUUUGGUGCAUUCUCUUCUUUUGGGACACUCCAUGGAGAUUGUUUGCCUCGUUAAGCAGAUUUAAUUUGUGCAGGAAUCUUGGAUCUUCCUCUCCUCCAGUUCAUUUGAUUUUGUAAUGAGCCUCUUUAAGUAAUGAACACAUUGUGCAAGUCUUCAGGAAAGACAAGUAUUGAAGAGAUACUGUUUACUUAUUAAAAUUGUCUUGCUGUGUUGUAUAGUUUCUGCUUGCUCAGCUUACUUUAGGCAGUACUGUCAUUGGGAUACAUAGCUGGGAAUAGAAGUACCAGCUUAAUGCCUCCAAGAAUAUUGUUUACUUUUUGGCAGAAUAUAAUUUACAGCAUGUAAAGUUUUGCUAGUAACUGGCAAUAUCUAAUUUAUAGUAUAUAAAGUUUUGUUAGUAAAAUAAUUCUUAAAUAUUUUUGUAUUGUAACUAUUAAUAGUGCUUUCUUCAGUACUGUUUCAUUCCAAUAGUGGUAACAAAUUUGUAAUAAAUUUAGUGCGUUUAAA
Protopterus annectens (West African lungfish) is the source of this 3083-nucleotide messenger RNA. It is a transcript of the gene TINF2, whose product is annotated as TERF1 interacting nuclear factor 2. Gene Ontology annotation, cellular component: shelterin complex. Bases 262 to 2481 code for a protein of 739 amino acids. Gene Ontology annotation, biological process: regulation of telomere maintenance via telomere lengthening; telomere capping. The record is from RefSeq and is a predicted model, not a curated record. NCBI's taxonomy places the organism in Eukaryota, Metazoa, Chordata, Ceratodontiformes, Protopteridae. Gene Ontology annotation, molecular function: telomeric repeat DNA binding. The transcript has 12 exons.